Messenger RNA from Ipomoea nil (Japanese morning glory), 1254 nucleotides. RefSeq names its product serine/threonine-protein kinase BLUS1-like. The coding region runs from base 1 to 1254 and encodes 417 amino acids. The record is from RefSeq and is a predicted model, not a curated record. The transcript has a single exon. Gene Ontology annotation, molecular function: protein kinase activity; ATP binding; protein serine/threonine kinase activator activity. Gene Ontology annotation, biological process: protein phosphorylation. Lineage: Eukaryota; Viridiplantae; Streptophyta; Magnoliopsida; Solanales; Convolvulaceae.
AUGACGACGGAUCUAGUGACGGUGAAUAUGGAUGUAACCAUGGACGCCACCUUCCUGUCCUAUACCCUUCCUCUGCCGGAUUCUAUUGGGAGUGUUUCCAAUUCUGUAGCUAUUCAUCAUGCAAAUAGAGGGCAAGAUCAUCUUCCUCGUAGUCCUAUGGUUUUUAGGGCACGUUUUGUAAGAGAUUAUGGUACAUUCAUAAAAAUUUACAUAGUUGUGAAUAAUCCAAUUGGGUUUUCUAAGAAUAGUUCCGUCCUGGUUUACAAAGCAGCUCUGGUUGGGAUUUCGGUUUCUAGUUAUCGGUCUUAUACCACAUUAGGUUCAUUUUGUACUCUCAAGGUAGUUGAUAAAGAUAAUCCAGAAUCCAUAGUGUUGAAGGAACAAGUGGCAAGUAUCAAAGAUUGUUGGCAUAAAAACCUGUUGGGGAGUGAUUAUAAUAAUUUUUUUGUGGAUGAAGAAUCUAAGAAAAUGUGUUAUGAGAUUCCCCAUCGUCCAGUCUCUGUUAGGACCAUAAUGAAAAACAAGUUCCCAGGAGGGCUUCCGGAGGAUCUGAUCCUUAAUGUUUUGAGAUCAGUUUUGACUGCUCUCCAAUAUCUUUAUGAACGGCAGAAGGAGAAGAUUAUGCACCGGGAUAUCCAAGCUGGCCACAUUUAUCUCUGUCGUAAUGAAAAUACAAUAUCCCAUCAGUACACAAUCAAAUUGGGGUUUGCAGGCAGUGUUUUUGAUGAGAAUGAUGAAGAAGAAGAAGAAAUGGGACAGCACCCAUAUUUGCCCAUGGCCUCCAUGUCCGAAUGGGGUGCUGCACCAGAAGUGUAUUAUGGCAAUGAUCAACCUUACUCGGAAAAGGCUGACAUUUGGCUCUUGGGAAUCACAGCUUUGGAAUUGGCUUGUGGUGGACUCAAAGUUCCAAAUCGCAAUGCCUUGGAGACAAUAAUCAAAGAUAUUAAACUUCCUCCUUGGAAAGUGGCUACCAAGUUCAAGUAUUAUGCCAAAAAAAUGUUGUCUUCCUCGAAUGUAAAAGAGGUAUUGGUGUUGCCACUUUUGUCGGAGGAGAAUUGUAGGAAGAGUUCAUUAUUAUUAUAUUCAAGGUCUUUCUUCAAGAUGGUGAAGCAAUGCCUUGCUAGGGAUCCAAAAGAGAGGCCUAGUGCGAAUUUGCUCCUCCAGUCCAACCCAUUAUUCCUCAGAGACACCUGGAGUGUGUACGUCCGCGAAAAAGAUAUAUGGAACGUUUUCAUGAACAAAACAUCAUCUUAG